Molecule: messenger RNA, 3745 nt
Organism: Lycium barbarum (goji berry)
Lineage: Eukaryota; Viridiplantae; Streptophyta; Magnoliopsida; Solanales; Solanaceae
Product: pentatricopeptide repeat-containing protein At5g16860-like
Exons: 5
Coding region: 71-2599 (842 amino acids)
Biological process (GO): RNA modification
Molecular function (GO): zinc ion binding; RNA binding; protein binding
Source: RefSeq, a predicted model, not a curated record
CCUUAUUCCCCCUUAAAAAGACCGUUUCAGUUUAUCGAUUUAUUUGAAGUACUGAGGGCAGUUGGGGAGUAUGCUUGUUCCCUCGUCAUUACACUCAGCUCUACUUCACUUUCCCUUCAAAAUCAGUUCCUUUUUUGCUUUCUUCUCUUCAUCAACGCCAUUACACAGAACAACAACUCCUUCUUCUUCUUCUUCUUCUUUUACCCACUUACUCAAACAAUGCAAAUCUUGUAUCAAGGCCAAACUCGUCAUUACCGGCGCUUUUUCACCCUCAGGAAACCCGACAACAUGGUCAUCCCAUGUUGUUUUCUGGUGGAACAACCUCAUCAAGCGCAGUGUUAUUCUCCGACAUCACGAAACUGCUCUAACCCUCUUUAGAGAAAUGUUAAGACUUGAUUGGAAACCCGAUGGCUACACAUAUCCGUAUGUACUUAAAGCAUGUGGUGAGAUUAAGUCUCUAAUUUGCGGUGAAUCUGUACAUGGAAUGGUUUUACUAUCUGGGUUGGACUCAAAUGUGUUUGUGUGUAAUGGGGUUAUUGCUAUGUAUGGGAAAUGUGGGUUGUUGGGUCAUGCACGCCAGGUGUUUGAUGAAAUGCUUGUGAGAGGAACUGCUGAUGUUAUUUCGUGGAAUUCUAUUGUGGCUGCUUAUGUACACAAGGAUGAGGAUACGAAGGUUUUGGCGUUGUUUGAUUUGAUGGUUUCGUUGAAUAAGUUUGAGCUGCGUCCUGAUGCUGUUAGUUUAGUUAAUGUGCUUCCAGCUUGUGGUUCUAUGGGGGCGUGGAGACGAGGGAAACAACUUCAUGGUUAUGCGAUUCGGAGAUGUUUACAUGAGGAUGUGUUUGUGGGAAAUGCGGUCGUUGAUAUGUAUGCGAAAUGCAAGCGUUUGGAUGAUGCUAACAAGGUUUUCGAGCUAAUGGAGGUGAAAGAUGUGGUUUCUUGGAACGCGUUGGUAACUGGGUACUCUCAGAUAGGACGAUUUGGUGAGGCUUUGAGACUGUUUGAGAGAAUGAGGGAAGAAGAGAUUGAUUUGAAUGUUGUGACAUGGAGUGCUGUGAUUUCGGGGUAUGCACAGAGGGAUUUAGGCUAUGAAGCGCUCAAUAUCUUUAGGGAAAUGAGGCUUUCUCGGGCAGAGCCAAAUGUCAUCACUCUUGUUUCUGUGCUUUCAGGUUGUGCUGCUAUUGGAGCACUGUGUCAAGGGAAGGAAACUCAUUGCUAUGCCAUUAAAAGAAUGCUGAGUUUGGAAGGCAGCAAUGCUGAGGAAGAUCUCAUGGUGAUUAAUGCUCUGAUUGACAUGUAUGCAAAGUGCAAGGAGAUGAAAAUUGCUCAGGCUAUGUUUGAUGAUAUUGACAGGAGAGAUAGGAAUGUCGUCACAUGGACAGUCAUGAUUGGUGGACAUGCCCAGCAUGGCGAUGCCAAUGAUGCUAUAGAACUUUUUUCGGCCAUGCUGAAGGAUGAGUACUCUGUAAUCCCAAAUGCAUAUACUAUAUCAUCUUCUCUGGUGGCUUGCGCUCGUCUGUCUAGUCUUAGGAUUGGUAGACAAGUUCAUGCAUAUGUGUUACGACAAGGGUAUGAACCUACAAUGGUUUUUGUGGCUAACUGUCUCAUUGACAUGUAUGCCAAAUCUGGAGAUGUUGAUGCAGCUAGACUUGUGUUUGAUAACAUGAGCCAGAGGAAUACUGUGUCAUGGACAUCCCUGAUGACUGGCUAUGGAAUGCAUGGUCGCGGGGAGGAGGCUCUCCAAGUGUUUAACGUGAUGAGAGGAGCAGGUCUCCCCAUAGAUGGUGUAACUUUUCUUGUUGUGCUAUAUGCUUGUAGCCACUCUGGUAUGGUUGACCAGGGUAUGAAUUACUUCAACAAUAUGAAGGAGGAUUUUGGAGUUGUUGCUGGGGCUGAACACUAUGCUUGCAUGAUUGAUAUUUUGGGUCGUGCUGGUCGACUGGAUGAAGCUAUGAAGCUCAUUGAACGCAUGCCAAUGGAACCAACCUCAGUAGUAUGGGUUGCACUACUUAGUGCUUGUAGAGUCCAUAAAAAUGUGGAUCUUGCGGAGCAUGCUGCUGCAAAGCUGUCAGAACUGGAAUCUGAGAAUGAUGGGACUUAUACACUUCUUUCAAAUAUAUAUGCUAAUGCCAAACGUUGGAAAGAUGUGGCCCGGGUUAGAUCUCUCAUGAAACAUUCUGGCAUAAGGAAGAGACCCGGAUGUAGUUGGGUUCAAGGAAAGAAGGAGACUGUUACAUUUUUUGUGGGGGACAGAUCUCAUCCAAUGUCUGAAAAGAUAUAUGAUCUCCUAGAAGACCUGAUUCACUGUAUCAAAGCAAUGGGCUAUAUACCGGAGACAAGUUUUGCUCUUCAUGAUGUGGAUGAUGAGGAGAAAGGCGAUCUUCUUAUUGAACAUAGCGAAAAGCUGGCCCUUGCUUAUGGCAUUCUCACGUCAGCUCCUGGAGUGCCUAUUAGAAUAACCAAGAACCUGCGAGUUUGUGGAGACUGUCAUACUGCAAUGACAUACAUCUCCAAAAUCAUUGAACAUGAAAUUAUACUGAGGGACUCAAGUCGCUUUCAUCAUAUCAAGAAUGGAUCUUGCUCUUGUCGAGGGUUUUGGUAGAAACUUUUGUUCUUGUGGAACAUUUGGAAUUUCUGAUGGUAUACAAGAAAAAAGCUCUUGGAAAUGAAGUAGAAGUUCAUAAUCAAAUUAUUGAACUGCGAGAUUUGGCAUACUUCUGCUUUCCAGAACAGAGGCGGAUCCAGGAUUUAAAUUUUACGAGUUCAACAUUUAAGGUUCUUAGCAUUCAACCCAUUAUAUCGUUAAAAUUAUGGGUUCAUAUCUACUACUUGUUGCAACUUUAGUGAUUUUUACACAUAAAUUUAUGCACCGUGCUAAAAGUACUGGGUUCAGAUGAACCCGGUACCGCCACCUCUGUUCCAGAAGAGUGACACCGUGAAUGCAACAACAUGGGAGCAAGAGUAUAGAGUGAGGCAUUUUCUUUUUAACGGUACUUCCUUUCCAUCAAGUCUCUAUUUUCCAAGCUCGAUAAACUAGUGGCCCCCGAUAGGCCAGCUUAUGACAUGCAGGUGAAGCAAUUCUAUUACGAGAGAAAUUUGACGCAUUUGAUGGCAUCAUAAUGACAGAUUCUAUCGGUCUCAAUUUUGGCUUUACAUAAAGCACUCUCAGAUCAACCAAGGGACCCUUUGGUGGUUGCUGCAUUUAGCCUUUGGAAUGUCAGGAUCUGGACUUGGCAGCUUUAAAAGAGGAAGUUGUGGAACUGGCAUUUGUCUCACAAGCAGUGGCAAACUAACCUAAAGCGCCCUAUUCAGAUCUAGUAUUUAUUCCAUUAGCUCUCUAUUUAAAGGCGUGCAAGGGUUGCCAAUGCAUUAGAAAGGGGAAGGAGAAGGGAUUUGUACCUAAGCAAGGUAGCAAGAUAGACUAUGAGUUGUUAGCUUUGGGUAGCCUACAGGAAGUCCGACAUGUCUUUGCAAGGAUUGUCUUCGAUACCAUAUAUCCAUUAAACACUGGCGAGGAUGAUACCUAAAUUUACAGCAGAAGUCAUGUGUAUUUGCCAAUAGAAUGUAAUGUGAUUUGCAGGAAAGGAUGAUCGGUUAAGUGUAGGAAAUAGCUUGAUCCUAUAAAAGAGUUUUCCUGUUUACUCUUAUCUAUUUGCUAGUUUUUGGUGAAGGUCUUUUCUUUGUGGUUUUAGAUACAAAUUUUAUAAUGAAUGAAGAAAAGAAAUAUCAUCUCAUCACAUGAGAACCA